Molecule: messenger RNA, 3129 nt
Organism: Xiphophorus couchianus (Monterrey platyfish)
Lineage: Eukaryota; Metazoa; Chordata; Actinopteri; Cyprinodontiformes; Poeciliidae
Gene: asb11
Product: ankyrin repeat and SOCS box containing 11
Exons: 7
Coding region: 815-1693 (292 amino acids)
Biological process (GO): positive regulation of protein catabolic process; protein ubiquitination; intracellular signal transduction
Molecular function (GO): protein binding
Source: RefSeq, a predicted model, not a curated record
CAGAUCAGUCAAGAAGGUCAAGGUAACUCUGGAGGAGCUGCUGAAAUCCACAGCUCCAGUAGGAGAAUCUGUGCAACUAUCAGUCAUGCACUUCAUCUGAACUUCUACUUGCAGUUUCCCUUAAACCAAUAGGAGAAGAUGUGGAGGAAAGCAGACUUCAAUUUUAUGGCCCAGAAGCGAAACACUAAAAGUGUGGUGUAUAACUGACUUUGCACAUCACCAUGAACGCACCACGCCCAUAAUGAGACUUAGUGGCUGUAGCAUCAAGCUGUGGGGAUGAGUUUCUUCAGCAGGGACACCAAAGCUGGUCAAAGUUAAACUGAGAUGUGCUGGGCAGCAAGGCCUGAAUGGACUAAAUCUCGAACCAAUCUGUGAUUAUUUUUGUAAGACCUUCUACAUCUGGUUGUAUAGAUUCCUUAACUAAUAUUGUCAAACCAAUAAUAUAAACAUCACUUUCUCAUUUCACUGAAAUACCAAGAAUUAAAACAAUCUUUUUGUUGACCCUCACUCCCAAAACCUUCACAGCGUAGCAGAGUUGCAAGAGUGUAUUAGCUGUACUUCCAUCCCCAUCGUGCCUAUAGACCACCCAGACUAUACACAAUGCCUUUCUCUUCAUAUGCACAUGUAGAAGUGUUUUUCUCUAAAACAUUCUCCAGGACGGUUGCCACUGCUAUUGUUAUUUAUGUCUUGGCCAGUAUCCUGAGAAGCUGAAACGUGGGGGAGGUAACCAACUAUCCAGAUAAGAGUUGGAGCAAGGCCGAGUUCAAGUCUGUGUUUCAUGUGAUUUGAAAGAGUUUGUUGUUCCUUGACUCUCAUGAUGGCCACUAUUUCCACGAGGUCCCAACCUUUGCAAAACCGUUUGUACAUCUACAAAGGCCUACCAUGCAACUCGCUGAUGGCUGAUACGUGUUCAGACAGAACUCCCCUCCAUGAGGCGGCCUAUCAAGGCCGACUCCUUCACCUCAUGACUCUCAUUGCUCAGGGCUUCCAGGUAAACACUCUCACCCUGGAUGGAGUCUCCCCUCUUCAUGAGGCAUGCCUCACAGGUCGCUACGCCUGUGCCAAAGUCCUCUUAGACAAUGGUGCAAAUGCUCAGGCAGUGUCAGCAGAUGGCGCCACACCUCUCUUUAACUCCUGCAGCAGUGGAAACGUAGCUUGUGUCAGACUCCUCUUACAGCACGGAGCCUCCGUCCACACCGACCACCAGCUGGCUUCACCCAUCCACCAAGCUGCCAAAAACGGUCACAGAGAGUGUCUGGAGCUGCUGCUGCUGUCGAGCGGAGCCCAGAUUGAUUUGGAGAUACCAGGCGUGGGGACCCCGCUGUACGCCGCCUGCAGGGCUCCGGCAGCGGAGUGUGUGGAGCUGCUGCUGCGUUCAGGUGCAGAUGUUGGCUCUGGAUGUGGGCAGAUCAGCCCUUUGCAUGCUGCGGUUUGUGCUGGAGAAGCAGACAUUGUUAAAUUUCUCCUGGACUUUGGGGCAGACAGAGCCAGCAGGAAUGCAGAGGGAAAAACUCCUCUCGAUCUGUCGGCACCAGACAGUGCGGUUCGAUUUGCUCUGGAGAGGAGAGCUCCCUGCUCUCUGUCUGAGCUUUGCCGUUUCUGCAUUCGCCGCAGUCUUGGGCGACCUCGUCUUCACAGAACCUCCAGCCUCUUCCUUCCUCACAGAAUCAAGAACUUCCUCCUCCAUAAAUGACACAUCUGUUUGCUACAUAGACCUCCAAUCAUCGACUGUCCAGGUAAAAUAGUUACAAAGGAAUAAUAUUCUCAAGACUACAACUGCACAUUUAUGUAUUUUAGGACAAUAUUGCUUUUAAAAUCAUAUUUGAUAUUUAAGCUGUACUCACAGGUUACAUUUUAAAUGACUCAGACUUUGUAUGUUUGUACUUCAAGUAAAUCUGUCUAACAUCCAUUUCUUUACAAAACCUUUAAAAGGUGAACACAGCCAGUUGCAUAUCUGGAUGUUCCCUUUAUUUUCUUUGUUGAACUGUUUUCUGAAGCCUUUGUGGCUCCACAGGGAGCUGUCUGAACGUCAGAUAAAUCACAGUCUGUUGUGGCUCAAGAGAAGAAGCUUGAUAAAAAUGAAAUAAACAUUUUGCUGAGUUUUUAAAAAAGUGAGGCUUUUAGAGUUAUGUUAUAUCUGCAGUGCGGCAUUUUUGUAACAAAGGUUCGUUAAACACCUGAUUCAUCCCAAGAUUGCCCAAGGAAGGAUCUCUGACUAAUCAACAGAUGAGGAAAAUGUAAUCCUUUUAGAUAAACAGCAUUAUUCCUACAAUUUGUUUUCUUUACCCUCAAUAAAAUGUUUCAUAGCUGCCUUUGGCUUCAAUAUAACCUUAUCUCAGCAUACUCGAUGUCUCAACUGACUGCUACUGUACACACAUGCAGUUUCCAAAUUGUACUCAGUACAUCUCAACCAUAAACCAAAUAAAAAUAUUAAACAUAAAGGUCAAGAUCAUGACAAAAGUAAUGUACCAUGUCUGGAUUUUACAGAAUACUGUGAAUUUCACGUACUUGUACUAUCUUACUUUUAAGAACAGGAGUGACAUACAAUCAAAGAUGUCUAAUAAGUCAGGAUUAGUCUUGAUUUCUCACAAUAUUUGUUUAAUUUUGUCAUGUUUUCAUGCACAUAAAAGUGUGAAAUUAGCUUAGAAGAUACAGCAGGAAGGAAGGAAGGAGGGUUUGAACAAAGUCAGGACCCGUAUACCCAAUGACUCCUAAGCCUGAAAGUACUUCCUUACACAUCAUUUUAGGAAAAUUCUUACUUUUACUUCAGCCAGCAUCUUAAGCCUUAAGAGAGCUCCUAAAGUGAUCAAAUAUUGUAUGUAGUGAGAAUUUUAAGUUACCCUAAAAGCAGGUGGAAAGAUGGAUAGAAAGGAGCAGAAUGUUAGUGAUGUGCCAACAGUAGGCACUGCAUGUUGAUGCUGUGUGGCAAUUGAUAAAAUUUUGUAUAGUUUCAUCAUCAUAACUCACUUUUCUCAAUCCAGUUUAGCUUGUAUGAUCGAUUAAUUUCAAUCAACAAAUGUGGAAUGACCUUCAAAAGGACGCUCAUGCUUGAAUCACUUUUUCACACAGUUGUGUAUGUUUGGACUUUCUCCCCUCCUUUAUAAUAAACACCUUCAUUUAAAAACUGCA